Cladophialophora psammophila CBS 110553 is the source of this 600-nucleotide messenger RNA. RefSeq lists its product as uncharacterized. Gene Ontology annotation, biological process: mitochondrial translation. Gene Ontology annotation, molecular function: structural constituent of ribosome; rRNA binding. The record is from RefSeq and is a predicted model, not a curated record. The transcript is spliced from 2 exons. NCBI's taxonomy places the organism in Eukaryota, Fungi, Ascomycota, Eurotiomycetes, Chaetothyriales, Herpotrichiellaceae. The coding region runs from base 1 to 600 and encodes 199 amino acids. Gene Ontology annotation, cellular component: mitochondrial large ribosomal subunit; ribosome.
AUGCAACCGCUCGUUCUCGACCACAACAGUCCGUCAGGACUGGUUGACACCAAAAAGGCCGGAAGCACGACCGUUGUCUGGGGCGACUAUGGGCUGCGGAUGAAAGAUCACGAUCGACGAGUCUCGGCCAAACAACUCAAGAACGCCGAAGAAACUAUCAACAGGAGAUUGCGAGGCGAACGUUUUAGGUUGUACAAGAGAGUAAGCGCAAAUAUUGGUGUCUAUACGAAAGGCAGUGACGUGCGAAUGGGAAAAGGAAAGGGUAAAUUCGACUAUUGGGCAGCACGUAUACCAGUCAGUAGGGUCGUGUUUGAGAUUAAGAGCAAACUCCACGAGCAGGUGGUAAGAGACGCAUUUAGGUUGGCUGGAAACAAAUUGCCUGGCCUCUGGGAGUUCGUAAAGAAGGGAGACCCCCCAAUGGUUGGCAUCACAAAACUGGGCAAUGGAGUGACAUUGGAGCAGCUCAAGGAGGCCAGGAGAGAAAUGGAACCCAAGGACAACAACAGAACACAGCCGACCACACCUGCGAUGGAAGGGCCUCCUCAGACGAUGGGAACUGGACUAGGUCCGCCGCCAACAGCUUUUCACGUUUCGCCCUGA